Cicer arietinum (chickpea) is the source of this 531-nucleotide messenger RNA. The record is from RefSeq and is a predicted model, not a curated record. Lineage: Eukaryota; Viridiplantae; Streptophyta; Magnoliopsida; Fabales; Fabaceae.
AUGGAAGAACUUAUGGUUGAAAAUGUCAAUCCCUUUUUCAUUUCCAAAUAUGAUAAUCAUGGUCUUGUUCUUUUCGUUCACCCUCUCAAUUGUGAUAAUUACUAUUCUUGGCGUCGUACAAUGGUUAUGGCCUACAUUGGACGCAAUAAAUUCGAUUUUGUCGAUGACACUAUUAUUGCACCUCAAGAAAACGAUGUUAUCUUUCCUUUGUGGCGUUGCAAUAGCAACAUUGUUGCCUCAUGGAUUCUCAAUUUGGUCUCCAAAGAAAUCCAAGCUUUUGUGAUUUACUCUAUCACUGCUAUUGAAAUUUGGAAUGAUCUUCACAUGUGUUUUCAUCAAAAUAAUGGUCAUACGGUUUUUCAAUUAAAGAAAGAUUUCCUCAGUUGCAAUCAAGGUUCACUCCCUGUCAGUCAACAUUUUACAAACUCAAGGUUUUAUGGGAAGAACUUGGGAAAUAUAAACUCAUUCACACAUGCAAUUGUGGCAAUGUUCAACCUCUCGUCGAUUUUCUUCAACAAGAAUACAUUGUGA